Phycodurus eques (leafy seadragon) is the source of this 1554-nucleotide messenger RNA. Its product is annotated as trichohyalin-like. The annotation marks the transcript as partial. The transcript has a single exon. Lineage: Eukaryota; Metazoa; Chordata; Actinopteri; Syngnathiformes; Syngnathidae. The record is from RefSeq and is a predicted model, not a curated record.
GAAGAAGAAGAGAAGAAGAAAAGAAGAAGAGAAGAGAAGAGAAAGAGAAGAGAGAGAGAGAAAGAAGAAAGAAGAAGAGAAGAAGAGAAGAAAGAGAGAAGAGAGAGAAAGAGAAGAGAGAAAGAGAAAGAGAAAGAAGAAAGAGAGAAGAAGAGAAGAGAAAGAGAAGAAGAAGAAGAGAAGAGAGAAGAGAAGAAAGAGAGAAGAGAGAAGAGAAGAGAAGAAAGAAGAGAGAAAGAGAAGAGAGAGAAAGAGAGAAGAAGAGAAAGAGAAGAAGAGAGAAGAAGAAAGAGAGAAGAAAGAAGAAGAGAAGAGAAAGAGAGAAAGAGAAAGAAGAGAAGAGAAGAAAGAAAGAGAGAAAGAAGAGAAGAGAAAGAAGAAGAGAGAAGAAAGAAGAGAAGAGAAAGAAGAGAAGAGAAGAGAAGAGAAAGAGAAGAGAGAGAAGAGAAAGAAGAAAGAGAAGAAAGAGAGAAGAGAAGAGAGAAAGAAGAAAGAAGAGAAGAAAGAAGAAGAGAAAGAAGAGAAGAAGAAGAGAGAGAAGAGAAAGAGAAGAAGAAGAGAAGAAGAGAGAAGAGAGAAGAGAAGAGAAGAAAGAGAAGAAGAGAAAGAGAAGAGAAGAGAAGAGAAAGAAGAGAAGAGAGAAAGAGAAGAGAAGAAAGAAGAAGAGAGAGAAGAAGAGAAGAGAGAAAGAAGAGAGAAAGAAGAGAAAGAAGAAGAGAGAGAAAGAAGAGAGAAAGAGAAGAGAAGAAGAAAGAGAGAAGAGAAGAAGAGAAGAAAGAGAAGAAGAGAGAGAAGAAGAGAAAGAGAGAAGAAAAGAAGAAGAGAGAAAGAAGAAGAGAAGAAGAAAGAAGAGAGAAAGAAGAAGAGAAGAAGAGAGAGAGAGAAGAAGAGAAAGAGAAGAAAGAGAGAAAGAAGAAGAAGAGAAGAAGAGAGAAGAGAAGAGAAAGAGAGAAGAGAAGAGAGAGAGAAGAAGAGAAGAGAGAAAGAAGAAGAAAGAAAGAGAAAGAAGAGAGAAGAGAGAAGAGAAGAAAGAGAAGAGAAGAAGAAGAGAGAAAGAGAAGAAGAGAGAAGAGAAAGAGAGAAGAAGAGAAGAGAAGAAGAAGAGAAGAAGAAAGAGAAGAGAAAGAAGAGAGAAGAAAGAGAAGAAGAGAAAGAGAAGAGAAGAAGAAGAGAGAAGAGAAAGAGAGAAAGAGAGAGAAGAAAGAGAGAGAAGAAGAGAAGAGAAGAAGAGAGAAAGAAGAAGAAAGAAAGAGAGAGAAAGAGAGAAGAAGAGAAGAGAAAGAGAAGAGAAGAGAGAAGAGAAGAGAGAAGAAGAAGAGAAGAAGAAGAGAAGAAAGAGAAGAGAGAGAAAGAGAAAGAAGAGAAAGAAGAGAGAGAGAAGAGAAGAAGAAGAGAAGAGAGAAGAAGAAGAGAAAGAAGAAGAGAAGAGAGAAAGAGAAGAGAGAAGAAGAAGAGAAGAGAAGAAAGAAGAGAGAAGAGAAGAGAAAGAAGAAAGAAGAAAGAAGAGAGAAGAAGAAGAAGAGAAAGAGAGAAGAGAAAGAAGAAGAGAAAGAA